Clunio marinus is the source of this 345-nucleotide messenger RNA. The record is from the annotation of a GenBank genome assembly. Lineage: Eukaryota; Metazoa; Arthropoda; Insecta; Diptera; Chironomidae.
AUGGAGAAAUUGCAAGCAACAUUAAAUCUAACUUUACGCCAUAAAUACAAUCAACAACCGUUGCCUCGCCACAUAAGAGUUCAUUUUUCAUUCCCACAAAAACCUGGAAGACGGGGACUUUCUUACUGCUGCUUAUGUUGCUUCCUUAAUCCUUCUUUAUAUGCUUAUUUUCAAUUGGAUUCUUUCCCAAAAGCAAAAGCAAAAUUGCUGGUCAGUGUGCUCACAUAUGAAAAAAAAGGUCAGUCAGUGGCGCGUUUGAAAGCAGACAAUAAAGAACGAUUCAAUCAAUCUUCGAUGACACCACUGGUCGGUCGGUCGGUCAGUCGUUGCUUUAACAAUAAGUAG